Lottia gigantea (owl limpet) is the source of this 3084-nucleotide messenger RNA. RefSeq lists its product as hypothetical. NCBI's taxonomy places the organism in Eukaryota, Metazoa, Mollusca, Gastropoda, Lottiidae. Gene Ontology annotation, molecular function: calcium ion binding; protein binding. The coding region runs from base 1 to 3084 and encodes 1027 amino acids. The transcript is spliced from 21 exons. The record is from RefSeq and is a predicted model, not a curated record.
AUGGAGGUUGUCAGUCAAGCAUCUAUCGAUUUCCACUGCGAGGAAGGAUGGGUACGAGAUGGUGGACAUUGCUACUUGGCGGUUGAGAUUCCAACUUCCUUUUCAAAUGCAGAGAGAACCUGUAAAGGACUAAGUUCUAAGUUGGUAGAGAUCAGAGAUGAAACCGAGAAUAGUUUUAUCUACGGAUUAGUCAAACAAAAGUCUUGGAAGAAAGUGUGGAUUCUUAACUCGAUGAUUGACCAAUCAGAUGACUGGAACACUGAACUCAUCUUGAGUGAAGUUUUCAAGAAUAAGGCCUCUGGUAUGACAACUAUAAUGAUUCAAAUAGAACUUUUCUUAUGUUUAGGAAGUCAGUUUAAGGACUUGGGCUACCAUGCAGAGUUAUGCGAAGCAUUUGGGUUGUUUGAUCUGUUCGAACCAAAGUCAAAAAGUUUGCCCAAUCUAGAAGAAAAGUCUGAGUGUUUGGCUCAAAAUGAAGACGGUAAAUGGGAAGUUGCACAAUGUUUUGAGAGGAACCAGUAUAUUUGUCGAACUGAGGCAUGUGUUGAAGGUGGUUACCGUUGUCAUGACAACACCGGAUGUAUCAGCAAGAAAUGGGUUUGUGAUGGAGAGAGAGAUUGUGAGGCAUCCGGUUCUGACGAACAGAAUUGUCCGAAUCAAUCCACAUAUGAAGAAACUGGUAUCUCUGGUGAAAUUGAAGUUACAAACAGUAAUCAAUAUAAAGACAAUGCUUAUCAUACAUGGACUAUUAUUGGACCAGUGGGAAAACAAAUCAAACUUUCGAUUGAAAAUUUCAACACUGAAGAACAUAGAGAUUAUGUCCAUAUUUAUGAUCCUAUACAGACUAUAGAUGUGGCAACUCUCUCGGGACAACAAAGUAACCAGGAGUUUUACAUGACAUCAAAUCAAGCUCUGAUAGAAUUUAAAACUGAUUCUAGCGUUAUUAAAAGUGGUUUCAAAAUCAAAUGGACUUCAGAUAUUCCGGAAUUAAACAGUGGAGUUAUAGAAUUAACAGCUACUAACGACUGGCAAGUUAUAACAUCUCCAUUUUAUCCAAAUAGUCCUCGAUAUUUUUAUAAAGAAUGGUUGAUUAGAGCUGAAAAAGGCGAGGUUAUAUCUUUUAAGGUUAAAGAAUUUAUCAAGGAUACAGAAGAGGGCACGAAGUUUAUGGUUUAUAUUUAUGAUGGAGAAGACUUAUCACCCGCCACUGAAAUUAUCGGAAUUGAAACGGCUACUGACAGUCAUUUCGAUUUUGUGAUCACUACUAAGUCCAAUGCCCUGAGAAUUAUUAUACAUUAUUAUGCUCUUGUACCGCCUGGCCAGACCGGGUAUAGAAUCUCCUACAAGAAAGGUUGUACUUUCAAAUUGGCUCAGACGCAUGGUAUGAUACAUUCACCUGGGUAUAUUAAAGAAGAGUAUUCACCAUCUACAACAUGUUCCUGGCUUAUUACUGAUCCAGAUAAUACCAACAGACCAUAUACUAUUGUGAUAGAGAAACUUGAACUGGCAGAUAAAGUUGAUAAUAUCAAGAUUUUUGACGAAGAAAGUAUGUCAACUUCAUAUCAUUCCGAUGGAGGGUUCAAUGAAAUAGUGGGCUCUAAGAGUUUAGCUGUAGGCAAUCAGUUUUACCUGAAAUUCACUAGUAACCUUAUUCAAUCAGCGGGAAAAUUCUCGAUAAAGUACUCGCUGGGCUGUCCAGAUAUACCAACUCAUCCGAAUAUGACGAUAUCAACUAGUGACACCACCCCUGCUACAAUGGUAGACAUUUCAUGUGAUACUGGAUAUUCAUUUGCCCAGGCCGAAUAUAACGGUCAACAAAGUAUAUCUUUUGUAUGUUUGGAAGGGGGUAAAUGGAAUUAUGACGUUUAUCCUACUUGCCAAGUAACAUAUUGUGGUGUCCCUCCACCUAUACCAAAUGGUUAUAUAUCAAACUAUACCGGAAGUGUUAUGUAUAAUGAACAAGUGGAGUAUACCUGUUACGAUGGGUUCAAAAUGAACACAAUCUCACCCUUGGCUACCUGCUUAGAUACUGGUUCCUACAGUAGUGAUAUUACAUGUGCAGCAUCAACGUGUGGAGACCCUCCCGUGGUGCCGAAUGGAAGAGCUAACACAACAGGAACUGAUUUUGCCUCAGUUGCCACAUAUUCUUGUGAUGCUGGUUACGAUUUGGUUGGUUCUGUAAAAUUAGUCUGUUUAACUACUGGAAAGUGGUCUCAUAAGGAACCUCAGUGUUUUAAAAAGAAAUGUGGUAUACCCAGCUUUAAACAUGCUAGUACAGUAACAAAGGAACCUGUAGAGUUUGAAAGUAAAGUCACCUACACUUGUGAAGACGGAUAUGAGAUAAACGGAACAGACGAAAUAACUUGUGGUCCCGACCAGACAUUCGAUGGUGAAAUAAUAUGUGGGGUACAAAUGGAGCCCGGGGGAUUCAAAUACGUACGUAACCGGUUAAGAUUCUUUUUAGCUGUUUGUUUGGCUGUUUGUUUAGCUGUUUGUGACUUAACGCUUGGAUAUUUUAAGUUAAAACUUUCACGAAAGUAUUUUUUCAAAGAAUCCACAUUGCUAUUAUCUUAUCUUUAUUUUGAUGAUAUUAAUGAAUGUGUCGGUCAACAGUCGGUCUGUGGUGAUGAUUCUGAUUGUAUGAAUACAAUAGGCUCAUAUAGAUGCAUGUGUAAAUCUGGUUUUGAGUCCCGUGACUCUUUUUGUCAUGAAAUUAAUGAGUGUGAUGAGAAUAACGGUGGCUGUGAUCAAGUCUGCACCAACAAUGUUGGAAGUUAUAUAUGUGGAUGUAAUGUAGGAUUUACUCUAUUCACUGAAAACGGGGUCAAUAAUAAAGUGAAGUCGGAUAAAGAAACUGGAUUAAGACCAGGAGAUGUCUUACGAUUUGAUCACUCUUGUGUUCGCAAUAUAUGCCCUCGACCAGCUAAUAUUGAGCAUGGAGAACUAUUAUCAAGACGACAAAAUUUCUCGUUUGGAGACAAAGUAAGUUACCGAUGUGAUAUAGGAUUUCAAUUAAAUGAAGAUGAAGAGCUGGAGUGUGUUAGUAAUGGAUGGAAUGCUGAUCCACCUAUUUGUAAAAGUUAG